UGACAGACAUCUCCACAGUUGGGCAUUCUUCGUGGGUCCCUCACCUGCUUCCGAAUCACCACCGUCUCCGCCGCCAACAGCCCCUUUUCAGGAAUCGUGAGACUUGAAACAGAUUGUUUUCGUGAACAGGAUUAUUGCAAAAGCAGGAGACUUGCAACAAAUUGCUUCGGUACAUGGGCUUAAGAAUAAUAUGUUACUUAAUCAACAUGCAGAACAAUUUGUAAAAAAAGAUGCAUCAGGUUCAGUUGACUGGACAUUUUCACAAUUUCCACUAACUCCUUUGUAAGUUCGGAAUGGAUGGUUCUAUGUCAAUCGUAUUGUACAGAAGGAAGAUUUCAUCGCAGUCACCCACAUAUGUAUUAAAUUAACUCUUGCACAGAACAGUUUGGUCCAGUUUCAGUUUAAACUAGUCCAAACAACUCCUCAGGGCUGAUUUUAGUAGCCAUGAAUCCAAAUCAGUACCAUCCUACAUCUCCCUGGCCUCGAAUGCUGCUGCCUAACCCUCAUAUGAUGCCCCCAACGCUCCUAUGAUGCCACCCGAUACUCCUAUGAUGCCCACCAAUGCUCCUAUGCUGCCGGCCAAUCCUCCUGUGACCUGUACUUUCUGGGAGACCAAUAAUGUGCGUGAGCAGCUCAAGAAGUUGCAGGACACGCUUGGUCUUGCAAAAGCAAUGCAGAAAGAGCUUGAGAUGCUGAUGUCAAUCAAAGAUGGUAAAGAUGAUGCUUUUGUUAGUGGGUUUUCCGAGGUUUUGAAAGACAGGAAAAUCGAUUUGGAGUCCCAAGUGUUGCAAUCAGUGGAAGCUGCAAACUCAUUAAUGGCUAAACUUCGAGUUGAGAUUGAACCGUUUAGAGCGAUCACUAGCGAAAUGUGUCCUUGGGCGGAGAAGUCUGCAGCCAUCCGAUUAUCCAACAAAAGGUGCAAGUCCAAGAGGAAUAAACUUUGGAGAAAGAGAAAGAGGAAGCAUAUUGCCGAGAUGAUGGCAGAGGAACGUGAAAAGUUUGAUGAAGCUGAUCGAGAAGCUGAUGAGUGGAGAGCUAGGGAAAUUGCUAAGGAUAUAGCCAAACGCAAGAUGGAAGACAUGAAGAAAAUUGCGAGCCUUAAAGCAAAGGAAGAGAGAAAGAGACUAGAAUCCGAGCUUGAGACAGUAUUGAUUGUAGAGAAAUUGCAAGAGUUGCGCUCCAUCAGGAUUGAAAAAAUGAAGAAACAAGGCCAUUUUCUUCCAGAAGAGGAUGAUAAAUUUCUUGAAAGAGUACGCGCUGCAGUUGAGGAGGAGGAGCAUCAAGCAAUCUUGGCAGCUGACAUGGAUGCUGCUAGGGAUGCCAUUGCCAGUGCUGAGCAAUCAAGGAAAACAACCAAGAAUUUCGGACCUGACUCUAUUGAUCAAACCGGUGCUCAAGGCGAGAAUAAGGAAAGUAAAGGCCCAAAAAUUCCAAGCACUAAUGAAGGCGACUCUACAGCAGUGACUAACAAGGAAUCUGAAAAACAAGUUCUACAAGGAGAGGACUCUAGAGGAGCUUAUGAUGCUGUGGCCAAUUUACCUUUGGAAUUCUAUCAUGGCGGCAAUACUGAUAUGGGCACCCUUAUUGAGGUGAGAAGAACAUGGGAUGCCUAUAUAAGACCAGGAGGAAGCCGGAUACCAGGCCACUGGGUUCAACCGAAAUGAUUACGCUACCUAUUCAACCCCCAUUUGGCUUCUUGAUCUUCCUCGUAUCGUACUCGAUUUUGAUGAUCAAAGUGUUAUGUAGUUUGAGAUUCAAUUAUGAUAAUCA
This is a messenger RNA of Argentina anserina (silverweed cinquefoil), 1770 nucleotides long. RefSeq names its product U11/U12 small nuclear ribonucleoprotein 59 kDa protein. The record is from RefSeq and is a predicted model, not a curated record. Lineage: Eukaryota; Viridiplantae; Streptophyta; Magnoliopsida; Rosales; Rosaceae.